Penicillium antarcticum is the source of this 3357-nucleotide messenger RNA. RefSeq lists its product as uncharacterized. The transcript is spliced from 13 exons. Bases 1 to 3357 code for a protein of 1118 amino acids. Lineage: Eukaryota; Fungi; Ascomycota; Eurotiomycetes; Eurotiales; Aspergillaceae. Gene Ontology annotation, molecular function: ATP hydrolysis activity; ABC-type transporter activity; ATP binding. Gene Ontology annotation, biological process: transmembrane transport. Gene Ontology annotation, cellular component: membrane. The record is from RefSeq and is a predicted model, not a curated record.
AUGAAGGCUUUCUGGUCGGAAAUUGUAUCCUGUGUUGCGCCUCGACUAGCAUACAUCGGUUUUGUGAUUGCACAACCAUACCUCAUCCGUCGCGCAGUAACAAUAUUUGCCCGUUCUGAUGAGAAGACCGCCCACGACCGCGGUGUUCUUCUCGUUGCAGCCUUCGCAUUGGUGUACGGCGGGAUGGGGAUCUCGUUGGCCGUAUCAAAACAUAAAGCAGCGCGUCUCAUCACUCUGAUACGCGGUGGCUUAGUUGGCAUGAUAUACGAUAAAGCUAUGCGUUUGCCCACCUCGAGUGGCCAAGAUGAGGUUGUCACUGCAAUUAGCACAGACAUCGAACGAAUGGCUUUAGGUCUGUACACAUAUUAUGAGUGCUGGGCGGCUCCAAUUGAAUUAGGCCUGUUUUUUUGGUUCAUUUACCGAGAGCUUUAUGAAAGCAGCAUAGCAGCGAUGCUCCUUUCAGUUGUGGCAAUCGUUGGGGUAGUUUUACUGGCUCCCUAUGCUGUCCGAUCCCAAACUGCCUGGAUCAAUGCAAUACAACGACGUAUUGUGAUCACGGUAGAGCUGGUCAGUGGAGCUAAAGGAGUCAAAAUGUCUGGCAUUGUUGGCCGGCUCCUUACAGUCUUAACAUCCCUACGUCUCGACGAAAUCUCGGCCUCCAAGAGGUACCGUUCCAUUGUGACAGGCAUUUUCACCUUCGCUAGCACGCAUUCGAUAGUCACUCCAACUGUGUCAUUUGCCAUCUACAUGUUUGUCUCUCGGUCAAAACAUGGAGCGAUUGGAACUCUUGACAGCCCACGUGCCUUCACUUGCUUAGCGAUACUCGAACUCAUGGGUGAAUCGCUUUUGUCCUUACUCCAGGCUAUCUCUAAUAUAUCAUCUGCUGUCGGAUGUAUUGCUAAUAUCCAGGAGUUGUUGAACAAACCCGAGCGUGAAGACAGCCGGGUUCAAGAAGACCACAAAAUGGCCAUUCCUUCUCAACACCUACCUUCUUGCCUUCUUGCCAAAGAUUUCUCUGCUGGAUGGCAGAACCCCAUUGUCAAAAACCUGACAUUCGAUAUUCCCUUUAAUUCCUUGACAAUGCUCGUCGGCCCUGUUGGAUGUGGGAAGUCUACCGUUUUACAGGCCAUUCUUGGAGAGACAUCAUAUAAUGAGGGAACCAUCGUCAUCCACUCGCCAGAUAUUGCCUACUGUAGCCAGACGCCCUGGCUGGUCAAUGGGACAAUUCGGGACAAUAUACUUGGGGCAAACUCGUACUGCGAGGACUGGUAUAAAAUGGUCAUCAAAGCAUGUGCUCUUCAGGUGGAUAUUGCGGGCUUCAUCAACAAAGAUGACACUAUCGUCGUUAUUCUAGAUGAUGUGCUCAGCGGUUCAGAUGCUAUUACUGAGGAGCAUAUGUUUGAACAACUGCUGAGCCCUCGAGGUUUGCUUCGGAAAUUCGGGACAACCGUGAUCCUCGUGACAAGUUUAACUCAUCGACUUCAAAAUGCUGAUCUAGUCAUAAGUUUAGGAGCAGACGGAUCACUUGCCUCUUUGAAUCGUAACAGAUCUCUACUUGACCGGGAUACUGUAAUCAAAGGUCAUUCCGUGGAUUCAUUCAAAGCUUUAGAAGACAAAGCCCGGUCACAAAUCACCAUUGCAAGUCUUACUAACGAUUCAAAUUAUUCCCUGCAUGUGCCUGGUGAGACUUUCACAUCGGAAGACUCGGGUGAUCCGUGUUGGACGGGUGAGUUGGCGACGUACAACUACUACUUGACUGCAGCCCCCAGACUCGGUUGGCUACUGUUUGUUGCGGCCUUAUCGGUUGGAAUUACUUCCAAGAUAUUCAUGUCCACCUGGGUGAAGUGGUGGGCCCACGAUAAUGAUAUUGAGCCUAAUCGCAACAUUUCAAUGCGAGUAGCUGUUGAUUGCGUUCUUUCUGCGGUAUACGCGAUGAUGUUUUUGGUUUCCCAAUGGAUCAUGAUUCAUGGCGUCACGGCGAAGACAAUGAUGACUUUGCACCAAAGACUGCUCAAAGCAGUUAUUAGGGCCCCAAUGUCCUUUUUUGCGGAAAAUGAUUCCGGAGCCACCAUCAAUCGGUUCAAAAACGAUUUGGAAUUGAUCGACUUUGAGUUACCACUGGUCGUUUUUUUAACAAUUGCCAAUUUCUUACAAUGCAUUGGUGGAAUCAUCGUGGUAAUAAUCAACGCACACUACAUGGCAGCCGUAAUCCCUGUGGCAGUCAUAACCAUUUGGGCUGUUGAGACCUUUUACCUUCGGACUUCUCGGCAACUUCGUGUUCUUGACAUCGAAGCGAAGGCACCUAUCCUAAAGCACACUAUCGAAACAAUUGACGGUCUUGCUACCGUACGCGCAUUUUGUUGGCAGGACCAGCACCGAAAGGCGGCCAAUGCCAGUCUCGAGCUAUCACAGAGACCUUUCUACUUGCUCAUGGUGGCGCAGAUAUGGCUUGGUCUCGCAUUGGAUUUUGUUAUGACUGGUGUCGCUAUGGUUCUAAUGGGAAUUGGCGUUGCCAAGCUUGGUCAUGUUUCUGCCGGUGAUAUGGGCCUAGCACUUACUAGCACGAUUAAUAUCGGAAUUUGGAUGAAAACCUUGAUCAAGUUCUGGAUGAAUCUUGAAACAUCACUCGGUGCUGUUACUCGCCUGAAGGAGUUCGAUCAGAGGCUCAAGCCAGAGGAUUUACCAUGCGAGCGCUAUAUCAUGCCAGUUGGCUGGCCAUUGCAAGGCAAUAUUCAAUUCAAGCACGUUACCGCUUCCUACGGUGGAAAGAGUACACUUGUGUCAGCACUCUUCCACAUGAUUGAGCUUUUAGACGGCCAAAUUAUUAUUGAUGGAAUCGACAUAUGUACCAUCUCUCGACAAAGCUUGCGAACCUCUCUAAAUGGACUACCACAAGACGCGUUCCUACUCAAUGGGUGGACUGUCCGUGACAACAUCGAUUUCUUCGGCACUAGCUCUGACAAAGAAAUGGUUGACGCUCUCGUGGCCGUAAACUUAUGGCCGUCUAUUGAGCAUAAAUAUGGUUUGGACACUUUGGUGACCGACAGUACCUUCUCACAUGGCCAGAGGCAGCUGCUUUGCUUUGCGCGAGCCCUCACUCGGCAAGGGAAUAUCCUUGUUGUGGACGAAGCAACGAGCAGUGUUGAUGCAGACACUGAAAAGUUGAUGCAGACACUAAUUCGAUCGCAUUUUUUUAAUCACACGAUCUUGGCUGUUACACACCGUCCUUCCACCGUCCUGGAUUUUGACCGUGUCCUUGUGCUCGAGGGUGGUCAUAUUGUCGAAAAUGGACAUCCGCAGGAGCUUUUGACGAGGGAUAGCUGGUUUGCUGGCCUUUACAGAAGUUCGGAAACCUGA